Molecule: messenger RNA, 1011 nt
Organism: Exophiala bonariae
Lineage: Eukaryota; Fungi; Ascomycota; Eurotiomycetes; Chaetothyriales; Herpotrichiellaceae
Exons: 1
Coding region: 1-1011 (336 amino acids)
Molecular function (GO): arylformamidase activity
Source: RefSeq, a predicted model, not a curated record
AUGUCACCAGAUCUCCUAACCCUUCAUUCCUUGCCAUAUGAUGCACUUCCAAACCCACGCCAAGUUUGGAAUACUCCGGCAGGGUCACGCGAGGAGGGUCUCGGUCGUCUCAUCAUCUUGACGCCAGAAGUAGUCGCCUACGCUUCGAGGACUUGCAUCAAGACCGGCCGACGCACGACAUUGGGAUGGGAUUUAACUAAGCUCGAGAUCGCCAAUUUCGGACGACAGCCCACCCAGCAUCAUAUAGUGCCCCUUCUCAAUGGGCGUGCAUUUGACGAUGUCGUUAUAUUCAACCCACAACAGUCAUCUCAGUGGGAUGGUCUACGGCACUUCUCUGCUCCACAAGCCGGCACAACUGAGCACCAUUUUUAUGGAGGUGUGACGGCUUCAGAGAUUACUGAUCGUUCCAAUACUCGCAUAGGAAUUCAAGAAUGGGCUAGAGAAGGUAUUUGUGGUAGGGGCGUGCUACUUGACUACGUGCGCUACGCAACCAAGAAGAAUAUCCAGUACUCUACUUUCUCGGACCAUUCCAUUCCAUUGGCAGUUCUUAUCGAGAUCGCAGCAGAGCAGAAGGUCAAAUUCCGAAGGGGAGAUAUCCUCUUUGUACGCAUUGGAGUGACUCGAGAGUGGGACACCAUCAUGACACCAGAAGAUAAAUUGGCAUAUGCACUGAACAAAAGUCCCCAGCAUGCAGGAGUUGAAGGUACUGAAGAAAUGCUGCGAUGGAUAUGGGAUGAAGGUUUCUCAGCAGUCGCAGGUGAUGCCAUCAGCUUUGAAGUAUACCCGCCGCAGAAGUCUUAUAAACGGGAGGACGGAGGCGAAGUAGAUGGACGCUUUUUGCACGAAUAUCUAUUGGCAGGAUGGGGUAUGCCAAUUGGUGAAUUGUUUGACCUUGAGGAGUUAAGUCGAAUUUGCGAGGAAGAGCAGAGAUGGGAAUUCUUUCUCGCUAGUGCUCCAUUAAAACUGCCGGGUGGUGUCAGCAGUCCGCCUAAUUGUGUCGCAAUAUUCUGA